GCCUAGGAGCUGCGUAGCACUUGACGUAGCAUCAUCUUACUUUGUUUCACACCAUGUCGGGACAGUCGGGGAAAGUGUUAGAAGGACGAGUUCUCAAAAGAGCAAACCCAAAGACAAUACAGGAUAAAUUUCUAGUUGGAUAUCAAGGAUGGUUCACCUGUCCUGGAGAUGGCGAACCCUUGGAUCCCAACCAUCAUGGGUGGCUACACUGGUUUGAUAAGCCGCUCCCAGACGGUGGACGCCCCAAUACAGAUAUAUGGCCAGAUGUAUCUGAAUACUCCCCAUCUGAACUGUACCCUGCCACAGGUCUCAAAAAUGCAGACGGAGAACAAAUGUUUCUAUUUUCUUCGCGCCACUCGAAGACGGUGAGGCGCCAUUUUCACUGGAUGGCGUUGCACGGUGUCGACGGCGCGUUCUUGCAACGAUUUGCAGGCCAGUGCGACAUAGAGGCGGGCACCGCGAUGAGGAAAAUCAGAGACGAAGUGGGUGAUCGUGUUCGAGAGGCUGCUGAAGCAGAGGGGAGGGUAUUUGCCAUCAUGUAUGAUGUUUCGGGUGUUCACCCAGACAAGAUUCAGCGAGUGCUCGAGCAAGAUUGGAUGCAUCUCGUGCGUGAUAAAUGCAUUCUAGACAGCCCCAAUUAUCUUCGCGAGAAAGGCAGCCCGGUCAUCGCUCUGUGGGGUUUUGGAUUCAACGAAAGAAAUCACUCUCCCGAAGUCGUGCGAUCUAUCACUAAUUUCUUUCGUUCCUCUACACCAGGCGGUGCUUAUCUUAUGGCAGGUGUACCUGGACACUGGCGCACAUCGACAUCUGAUAGUGACCCAAACCCCGAGUUCUUGCGAGUCUGGACAGAAGAAUUUGAUGCAUUGAGCCCUUGGACUAUCGGACGUUACGGAAAUGAAGAUGAUGCGGAACGCUGGGGGAAUGAAAAAGUCAAACAGGACUUUGAUUUUUUGAAGAAAAGAGGAGAUGAAGGCAAAAAAAGGGUAGAUUACAUACCUGUGGUACUUCCUGGAGGCAGCGGUUAUAAUCUCUCUGGCGGCCAAUGGGGACUCAACGACAUAAAGCGCAACGGGGGCCGCUUUCUCUGGAAGCAAAUAUAUGCUGCUCGACACGCAGGGGUGCGCAUCAUCUAUGGGGCCAUGUGGGAUGAAUAUGACGAAGGAACAGCAUUCAUGCCCGUUGUCUCUUCUUCAAAGCAACUUCCUGUUCACCCACAGUUUAACUUUCUAGCGCUCGAUGCCGAUGGCUAUUCGCUCCCGUCAGACUGGUAUAUGCGUAUAACUGGUUUUGCCGCUGAAUCAUUGCGCGGUGAUCGUAUGAUACAUGAGACAUUUCCUGUCAAGGAGUUACAGGAUUAUUGGGCAACACGCCCCAGGUAUGAAGAUAAAACAGCUCACGAGGAAGAAGCGGAGCGAUGGAAGGAAGCUCAACGAGCGUAUCAUGAUUGGGCUACAAAGGAAGGAAGUGCAGCAGAUGAACAACCGACGCAAAGUCCUCGAACAAGCAGUACACCCAACGUCAGACUAGUCCCACCUGAAGCCACCAAGCCCACUCUCGGCCAUUCAUCCAGUGUCUCAGCCUCUUUUGUGUCCCCGCCGCCUGUUCCAGCCAGGAGUCCAUCGCUGACCACGAGCUCGCCAUCAGCGGGCAGCCGACCUCCUGCUAUUAACAUGAGUUCUCGCCCUCCACCGGCUCCAAUGUCAGCAAGACCGGUAUAUUCCUCCGAUAAGGUGGAUAUGGACAUGCGUCCCCAUCAGCUCUAUCAGCGACCAGGCUUUUCGCAUUCCAUUGUCAGGCCAUCCUCCCAAAUUUCUUUCCCUCUUCCUCCACCUGCAUCUUCCAAUGUGGCAUAUUUGGCCGAUGAUCUCGCCCGACAGACAUUAUCACACCAUCCGUCAGAAGUUGUCUCAGCACCACAGGAAUCCCAUGCAUCAGGGAUUUCUUCUUCAAUCAUGCAAAUGCCUUCUGUGGAGGCGAGUCUAAGGCGUCCUAGUAUCUCGCCCGCAAUCCCGUCAAUUUCUCCGCGCCCGCCGACUUCACAAGUACCUGUUGCAUCAUGUUCACAAUAUCCUGGUCAACAACAGCUUCACUAUGGUCCGUACAAUCAUCCCGCUGGUAGGCCUUCCGCUAUAGGCGGACCAGGAUACGAUCGACAUGAUGCUAAGACGCAUUCACACAAUUCCUCUUACCCCCGCGUAGAACAAUUCUAUCCGAACACAAUUCCAAAUUCUGGUGUACCUCAAGAACCUUACAUGGCAACGGACAAGCCACCGCAUCCCUACCAAACCUACCCCGCAUCAAAUCCACUUGCCCAAGACUACUUCCAACACCAAGUUCCUCCCGCACAACCUCCUGGUGGUUCGCAUUCUCCUCGACCAUACCCUCCACCUGAAUGGGGAAUCCCGAGCUCGCCUUCGUCCAAAGUGCACCAUAAUAGUCCUCCUACGCACCCGCAGUCUCAGAGCUAUUACGCCCCGAACCAGCCGGCACCGAUGUGGACAGGCAAUGGUGGAGGGGGCAGGUCCAAUCUCGCGGGGCGCGCACUAGACACAGUGGAAGGCAUCGCGGGGAGGGAUGCGAGGAGACACCUGGAGAGUCUUGCGCAGAGCGGGUCGAAGCUGCUGGACAAGUUCAAAUGAUAUUAGCUUCUUAGGAACUCACAGGAACUUUUCACCUCUGUACUAUGAUUACGGAUGUUUCUAGUUGAACCAAAGUUGGACUUUGAUCAUUGAAUGACCAUUGUACUCUUGAGC
Suillus discolor is the source of this 2753-nucleotide messenger RNA. RefSeq lists its product as uncharacterized. Bases 54 to 2639 code for a protein of 861 amino acids. The record is from RefSeq and is a predicted model, not a curated record. NCBI's taxonomy places the organism in Eukaryota, Fungi, Basidiomycota, Agaricomycetes, Boletales, Suillaceae. The transcript is spliced from 10 exons.